Molecule: messenger RNA, 1225 nt
Organism: Panicum virgatum (switchgrass)
Lineage: Eukaryota; Viridiplantae; Streptophyta; Magnoliopsida; Poales; Poaceae
Product: nicotinamidase 2-like
Exons: 1
Coding region: 373-978 (201 amino acids)
Source: RefSeq, a predicted model, not a curated record
AGUUUAUAGACAAAUUUUAUAAUUAAUUUUGUGAUUAAUCUAUAUUUAAUAUUUUAACUGUGAAUGUGAAAAGAUUCCUUUUCAAAAUACAACGCGGAACGGAACACACCCUGAAUUAGCACGCAGCGAUCGAUCGUGGCAGGGCCGGACGGGGUCAACCGGUCAAGACAAGAAGACGCUGGAGGCCUCUGCACGGCGCCGUUCAAAAUUCAGAAAUGUGGCCGUGCGCUGCUGGGCGUGCUGACACCUGUCGCGUCCGGGAUUCCGGAAGCCUCCCAAGCCCUCAUCGGGGUCUCGUCUCCACCUCAUCCCAAGUCUCCCUUGAGAUCUCGCAGCCACCAGGCAGAGCCACAGGAUCCUCCGCCGCACGCCAUGCCGCCUCCAGCCACCACGUAUACCAGGUACGAGACGCGCCGCCGUGACCCGGACCCCCGCAGGGCCGCGCUGCUCGUCAUCGACGUGCAGGGCCACUUUGCGUCGCUGGCGGCUCCGAUCAUGCCGGCGAUCGCCUCCACCGUCGCGCUCUGCCGCGCCGCGGGCAUGCCCGUCGUGUACACGUGCCACGUCGACCGGGACGCCCCGCGCGGCCGCCCGCUCCGCGAGUGGUGGGGCCGCGACCGCAUCGACGCCGGCACGCCCGCGGCCGAGCUGCUCCCGGGCGCCGGGCGCGCCGAGGGGGACCUCGUGGUGGAGAAGGGCACGUACAGCGCCUUCGCCGGCACGGGGCUGGAGGAGGCGCUGCGGCGGGCGGGCGCCGAGGAGGUGGUCGUGGCGGGCGUCAUGACCAACCUGUGCUGCGAGACCACCGCGCGGGACGCCUUCGUGAGGGGGUUCCGGGUCUUCUUCUCCGCCGACGCCACCGCCACGGCCACCCGGGACCUGCACGAGGCCACGCUCGCCAACAUGGCCUACGGCUUCGCCUACAUCGUCGACUGCGAGCGGCUCCAGGCGGCGCUCGGGAAGCCGGACAAGCAGUGAGGCGAUCCGGAUGCUCUCCGCGACUGUAUCUCUGUGUAUGCUUCUGCAUCGCAUUCGCGCGUAUGCCCGAAGCACGCCUAGUGGUCGAUCGGGGCUAUGCUCUUUGUCUUGUGUGAACAACAGGUAUUGUUGACCUGAUGGAUGUAGCUUAUACUAUGGAUGUAAAAACAUCAGGUGUUCCUUGGAUGUAAAAUACGUAAAGCUUAUGUAUGCAAAAAAUCAUAUAUAUCGACGACUGAUUAUGCUA